AUGCAAGUGAAACAACUGGAUCAUGUUGUUUUAGCAGAAGCUGAUAUCGAUCGGACGAGGGAGUUUUAUCAGCGUGCAGUCGGUAUGAAAUCAGUCGCUAAUAACGGACGUUGGUCACUUCAUUUCGGAACUCAGAAGCUGAAUCUUCGUGCGUAUUAUGGUUAUGAAUUCGAACUGAAAGCUACACAUCCGACACUGGGAUCCGCUGCCCUUUGUCAAAGGUUGAUCAAUCAUUUUCAACGAUCAAGCAUAGAAACCAUCGAAGGACUUAUCCAACGCACUGGAGCUCAGGGGCCCAUUCUGUCUAUUUGUUUCUUUGAUCCAGAUCUCAAUUUGAUUAAUGUAGCCAAUCAAUUAUCUGAGAACGAUUUCAAAUAA
This is a messenger RNA of Rotaria socialis, 378 nucleotides long. NCBI's taxonomy places the organism in Eukaryota, Metazoa, Rotifera, Eurotatoria, Philodinida, Philodinidae. The record is from the annotation of a GenBank genome assembly.